Messenger RNA from Penicillium cinerascens, 888 nucleotides. RefSeq lists its product as uncharacterized. Gene Ontology annotation, molecular function: acetate transmembrane transporter activity. Lineage: Eukaryota; Fungi; Ascomycota; Eurotiomycetes; Eurotiales; Aspergillaceae. The record is from RefSeq and is a predicted model, not a curated record. The coding region runs from base 1 to 888 and encodes 295 amino acids. The transcript is spliced from 3 exons. Gene Ontology annotation, cellular component: plasma membrane.
AUGGAGCAGGUCAUUAACAUGGACGACCUGAAGAUGACUCAGCCUGCCGUUACAGUAUGUAGCCAGCACUGCGUGGAAUCACAGGCUUGCACUCCCGUGGUUUCACAAGCUCCUACUCCUAUCGGUUCACCGUCUGGCCAUAACUACGCACCUCUGCCGCCCAAUCUACCGCAGUCACAAGAACCGCCCUUCAAACAAGACCACAGACACUUGGAGCAUGUCUCCCGACCUGAAGUUGUACGAAAAUUUGCAAACCCGGCGCCUCUGGGCCUCUGUGCAUUUGCACUCACCUCAUUUGUCUCGAACUCCAUGAACCUGUACAUGGCGAAUGGUACGGUAACAGGUAUUAACAUCGGCUUGGCUUUGAAUUAUGGCGGGAUCUGUCAGAUUUUGGCUGGUAUGUGGGAAAUGGCCCUUGGCAACACCUUUGGCGCGACGACGUUCUGUUCUUUUGGUGCUUAUUGGAUUACUUUCGCCACCCUCUCCGAAAUUGAUAUCACCAAUCCUGCAGCUGAGGCAAUGGCCGGAACGUGUCAGGCCGAGGUCUUGAUGGGAAUUUUCAUGAUGGCAUGGUUCAUCUUCACAACCCUCAUGCUGCUAUGCACCCUCAAGUCCAGCAUUGCCAUGUUCCUGAUCUUUUUCUUCCUCGACCUCAACUACCUCUUGCUGGGAAUCACCCAUUUCCAUUGCAACUCUACUUCUGGCAUGAUCAUUGCAGUGCAGAAGGCUGGUGGGAUUUGCGGCAUACUGGCAGCCAUCACUGCUUGGUAUAACGCCUUUGCCGGUGUCUUCGACCAGAGCAAUGGAUUCUUCACCGUCCCUCUUGGACACUUCCCUUGGUCACCUGUUCACCAUGUCCACCAAGCGAACAAAUACAAGGAGGUGUGA